AUGUUCACCGAGAUAUUAUGUCUUCUUGCUUUAUCCCUCCCAGUGCAGGGACGGAUUGACCGGCAUCGAAUCGUCUCCAGAUACAACGUCGGCCGAUCAAGUCUCAUUGACCAGGAUACUACACCACUCCAAGUUGGAAAUGGCAAUUUUGCAUUCAAUGUUGAUAAUACGGGGAUGCAGUCAUUUCUGCCGUUCAAUACGCUCUCUAGUUGGGCAUGGCAUAAUGAUUCAUUGCCAAAAAAUGGCGAGGACCCUGGUGAUUAUCACGGAGUAGGGAGAUUGACCCACGGCAGGAACGUCUCCUACGAUAUCCCUGAUCCGAAUCUCCCGCAAGCCUCGCAAUGGCUGAUUUCAAAUCCCAAUCGCAUCAAUCUGGGCCGUAUCGGCCUCCAGUACAAGGGUGCUAACCUGUCGGUGUCGGAUAUCACAGAUCCAAACCAGACGCUGGAUCUGUGGGAUGGAGUCAUCACGUCAACAUUCAAGAUCAACAACGAGAAAGUCAAAGUGGUGACGCAGGGCGACUUCGAAUCCGACGCGGUUACUUUCCAGAUCGAGUCAAAGCUAGUGGCCUCAGGGGAUCUCUCUGUCGUGUUAAAUUUCCCAUAUCCUCCAAUUCAUACCACCGAGUAUAAGUAUGAGGUGUUUGUUGGUGUUGAAGAUUUUGCCGCAAACCAUACCACGACCAUCGAGGACGAGCCCAAAAAGAGCACAGCCCAUAUUUAUCAUGAAUUGCAAGAAACAAACUAUUUUCUCAACCUGCGAUGGCCGUCCAGCUCUCCUCUCCGACUGUCGCGAUCAAACAAUACAACUCCGACAGCGAGGCAUCGUUACUCACUCAUUUCCACCUCAUCGUCGUCCACGCUGGAAUUCACCGCCCAUUUCUCCCCAGCUAAGCAAGUGCCAAAUUUGCCAUCUUCAAUCAAGCGACAGAAUUCAGCGGGCUGGAACAAAUAUUGGAAAGAGGGCGGUUUUGUCGAUUUGACCUCUUCGUCGAAUCCCAAAGCAGACGAGCUUCAGCGCCGGAUUAUCCUAUCUCAAUACCAUGUCCGAGUGAACAGUGCGGCCAAGGGUCAAUCUCCGCAGGAGAGUGGACUCAUGAAUAAUGGGUGGUAUGGGAAGUUCCACAUGGAAAUGGUGGUCUGGCACAAUGCCCACUGGGCCACAUGGGGACGUCAGAAGUAUUUCGACGAUAUCUUCCCCGCUCUUUACGAGACGCUGUUGCCGUCUUCAAUAGCAAGGGCAAAAGCGAUGGGAUGGGAUGGGGCGAGAUGGCCGAAGAUGACAGAGCUCAACACCGGAGUCAGUUCUCCGGGCGGCAUCAAUGGACUUCUUUUGUGGCAGCAACCUCAUCCUAUGUUCCUGGCGGAACUAGCUUAUCAGGCCUCUCCAACGCAAGACUCCCUGCGGAAAUGGGAUAAAAUCUUGUCAGCCACCGCCGAUUACAUGGCCUCAUACGCUUGGAAGAAUGAAUCCUCGGGAUAUUAUGAUCUAGGACCACCAUCGUACGGAGUCACCGAGAACACACCACCCUCUGAGACUCUCAACCUAGCCUACGAGCUCGCAUACUGGCACUAUGGCCUCUCCGUUGCCCUCAAAUGGAAAUCCCGCCUCAACCAGCCCUUCCCUAACAAAUGGACCCAAGUAUCUAAGAACCUCGCUCCCCUCCCACAAGUAGACGGCCUAUACGCCGUCUACCAAGGUCUCAACAGCUCGUGGUGGAACGACACCUCCUUGACGGGCGACCCUCGAAGCCUCAUCAUGCUCCAGGGUAUCCUUCCAGACACACCAGCCGUGGAUCCCAAAACAGCUUUGAGAACCGCCGACAAGGUACGAGAAGUCUGGACGGACGAUAAGAUUCGAGGAUGGGGAAGACCCGUGCUGGCGAUUAAUUCGGCGAGGAUUGGGAAUCCCGAAAGAGCGAUUUAUCAUCUCACGGCGUAUGAGUAUUGGAAGUUUGAUGAUGCUGGAUUUGCGGUCCGUGGAGGUGAUGGAGGCACUCCUCCUCCAUUUAUUCCCGGAAAUGCAGGCUUCCUGUACGCAGUGGCAUAUAUGGUUGCUGGCUGGAACGGGUCUCACGGCCAUGCGCCUGGGUUUCCUAAAGACGGAAGUUGGACCGUGAAGUAUGAGGGGUUGCGCAAAGCACUAUAGGAUCCGAGGUCAAGCAACACAAAGAGUAAUAUACAUUCUUUCAUAUCCUCUAAUGGAGUGACAUCUCGCUCAUCGUUGGAAGAUUCCAUGAAUCAAGCGGGGCUUCCAUGAAAUCAGCCAUGAAGACGACAUGAAUCUAGCUAUUUAAAGAGCCUUCCUCCUC
Messenger RNA from Aspergillus melleus, 2311 nucleotides. RefSeq lists its product as uncharacterized. The transcript has 12 exons. Bases 1 to 2148 code for a protein of 715 amino acids. The record is from RefSeq and is a predicted model, not a curated record. Gene Ontology annotation, biological process: carbohydrate metabolic process. Lineage: Eukaryota; Fungi; Ascomycota; Eurotiomycetes; Eurotiales; Aspergillaceae.